Tupaia belangeri chinensis (Chinese tree shrew) is the source of this 2227-nucleotide messenger RNA. RefSeq names its product small ArfGAP 1 (gene SMAP1). Gene Ontology annotation, biological process: regulation of clathrin-dependent endocytosis. Bases 256 to 1410 code for a protein of 384 amino acids. Gene Ontology annotation, cellular component: cytoplasm. Gene Ontology annotation, molecular function: GTPase activator activity. The record is from RefSeq and is a predicted model, not a curated record. The transcript is spliced from 11 exons. NCBI's taxonomy places the organism in Eukaryota, Metazoa, Chordata, Mammalia, Scandentia, Tupaiidae.
CCUCGAUGGGCUUCCUGGAAUAUUGGUGUGUUUAUCUGUAUCAGAUGUGCUGGAAUUCAUAGAAAUCUUGGGGUUCAUAUAUCCAGGGUCAAAUCAGUCAACCUAGACCAAUGGACACCAGAACAAAUACAGCAGCUGAAAUCCAAAAGAUCUUGAAACCAGUCCUGAAAGGCUUGCUCCUAUGCAAGAAAUCCUGGUGGCUUUUGAGAGGAAGAUAGAGAACUAUUCUGGAAAUUUCAAGUGGUAGUAGAGUGCAUGCAAGAUAUGGGAAACACUAAAGCAAGACUACUCUAUGAAGCCAAUCUUCCAGAGAACUUUCGAAGGCCACAGACAGAUCAAGCAGUGGAGUUUUUCAUCAGAGAUAAAUAUGAGAAGAAGAAAUACUACGAUAAGAAUGCCAUAGCUAUGACAAAUAUGUCCUCCUCUGAUGCUCCUCUUCAGCCUUUGGUAUCCUCUCCUUCUCUGCAAGCUGCUGCCGAGAAAAACAAAUUAGAGAAAGAAAAGGAAAAGAAAAAGGAAGAGAAAAAGCGAGAAAAGGAGCCAGAAAAGCCUGCAAAACCACUUAUAACUGAAAAGCUACAGAAGAAAGAAGAUCAGCAAUUGGAACCUAAAAAAAGUACCAGCCCUAAAAAAGCUGCAGAACCUACUGUUGAUCUUUUAGGACUUGAUGGCCCUUCAGAAGCACCAGUGACCAAUGGGAACACAACCACAGCGCCAGCCCUGAGCGAUGAUCUGGACAUCUUUGGACCAAUGAUUUCUAAUCCCUUACCUGCAACUGUCAUGCCCCCAGCUCAGGGGACAUCCUCUGUAUCUGCAGCCACCACCCUAUCUACAGUAACAUCGGGGGAUCUGGAUCUUUUCACUGAACAAACUACAAAGUCAGAAGAAGUGGCAAAGAAACAACUCUCCAAAGACUCCAUCUUAUCUCUGUAUGGUACAGGAACCAUUCAGCAGCAGAGUACGCCUGGUGUCUUUAUGGGACCCACAAAUAUACCAUUUACCUCACAAGCACCAACUGCAUUUCAAGGUUUUCCAUCAAUGGGGGUACCCGUGCCUGCAGCUCCUGGCCUUAUCGGAAACGUGAUGGGACAAAAUGCAAGCAUGAUGGUGGGCAUGCCCAUGCCCAAUGGGUUUAUGGGAAAUGCACAAACUGGUGUGAUGCCACUUCCUCAAAAUGUUGUUGGCCCCCAGGGAGGAAUGGUUGGACAGAUGGGUGCACCCCAAAGUAAGUUUGGCUUGCCACAAGCUCAACAGCCCCAGUGGAACCUCUCACAGAUGAAUCAGCAGAUGGCUGGUAUGAGCAUCAACAGUACAAACCCUGCAGCGGGGUUCGGCCAGCCCCCCACCACAGCAGCAGGUUGGUCUGGAAGCUCAUCGGGUCAGACUCUCAGCACACAACUGUGGAAGUGAAAACUGCAACACAAGUUUCAUCCAGAACUACCACCCGACAUUCCUUGCUAAAACGCAUCCAGUUCCCGUUUACUCAUGUACAUACGUCAUUUUUCUUUUUCCCCAUUUAUUCACAUUAAGAAUUAUCUGAUUGACCAUUGUUGGUCCGUACUGAUUAAAUUUUGAUGUGGUGAAAAGCAGGUUGAGGACAUUUAUGUCAAAGGCAGCUUUGCUCGUUUUCCCAUGGUUUCACAUACCAUUUGAGAAGCUGCUCAAGUCAACUUGCAUAAUCAGUUUUAUGCUCAAUAAAAUUAUAGCUCUAAUGUUUGCAUAUAAGGGAAGUAGUUAUCAUGUUAGUAAUACCUCUAACAGUAUGAACCCCACCCCCAAAUUAGCCAGUAAUCCUGUAGGAAGGUACUGUAUGAUCAAAUGUUUAAUCAUAUAAAUAGAAUGUAAAUGUAUCACUGAGCACUGUUUUCUAGUGAUCAAAAUCCUUUUAUUUCAUCAUUCACUUCACUGUGCUGUUGUUAUGAUGUGCUUAACAGGGAAUGUGGUUAGUGAAAGGAAGAUAAACCUGGAUGUCACUACAAAACUUUAAUGAAUGCUUAAAAAAACUCCAAUUUUAUCUGCUUCUCUUGUAAUUUGGCUCUCUCCUUAUGGACAUAGUGCUCACACAAAGACCUUUUUCUGCACUAUAUGCAAACAGGGUAACUAAAACAAAGCCACUUUCGAUCCUUGAAGGAAUAUCCAGGUUUAUGACAGUAAUUGUGUUUACAUUUUAUGGUGCCUAGUAUUGACAAAAUGUUAUUUCCCUAUAUUAAACAGAUGACUCCACAGA